Messenger RNA from Penicillium pulvis, 1056 nucleotides. RefSeq names its product Gfo/Idh/MocA family protein. Lineage: Eukaryota; Fungi; Ascomycota; Eurotiomycetes; Eurotiales; Aspergillaceae. The record is from RefSeq and is a predicted model, not a curated record. The transcript has 4 exons. Gene Ontology annotation, molecular function: nucleotide binding; oxidoreductase activity. Gene Ontology annotation, cellular component: cytoplasm. Gene Ontology annotation, biological process: NADPH regeneration. The coding region runs from base 1 to 1056 and encodes 351 amino acids.
AUGCACCAUCUCAAGAUCGCGGUCGUCGGGCUUGGCCGCAUGGGCAAACGCCAUGUUCACACUUUACUUUACCGUGUCCCUAAAGCCCAGGUUGUAGCGGUCUGCAGCACCGACCCUAGUGAGAUCAAAUGGGCCACAGAAAAUCCUGAGUACCGUGAGUUCGGGAUUAAGGUAUACCACAAUUACGACGAAAUGCUGGAACAGCCAGGUCUGCAGGCUGUUUGGAUUUCUACUAGCACCGAUGUCCACAGUAGCCAAUCACUCGCUGCUAUUGGUAAGAGUAUCCAUGUGCUCUGCGAAAAACCCCUGAGCACUGAUAUUGCCGAGGCCCAAGGUGUAGUGGAUGCUGCCAACGAGAAACCUCAUCUUAAGGUCAUGGCGGGCUUUUCUCGACGAUUCGAUGCUUCCUAUCGUGACGCAGGUGACAAGAUCUACCAAAAGAAAGCAAUCGGAAGUCCAUUCAUGGUUCGAUCAAACACUUGUGAUCUCCUUGACGAGACUGGUUUCUUUGUUCGAUAUGCAGCCCGGAACGGUGGAAUAUUUGUGGACUGCGCAAUUCACGACAUUGAUCUAUCUCUGUGGUAUCUGAACAACCCAGUCCCCAAAGCCUGCUGGGCAGCGGGUACUCUCCAGCACCACCCAGAGCUCAAGACCCUUUCAGACGUGGACAAUGCGGUGGGGAUCGUAGAAUUUUGGGGCGGAAAGAUUGCCUACUUCUACUGUUCUCGUACGCAGGCACACGGCCAUGAUGUCUGUACUGAGAUUACCGGAACUGAUGGGAAGCUGAUGGUGAACGUUAUCCCCCAGCAGAACAAUGUUGUUCUUGCUGAUAAGCUGGGCAUGCGUCAUGAAGUCCAGCCGGAGUACUGGCAGCGGUUCCAAGAUGCGUUCGCGCUUGAGGCGAAUGAGUUUGUGGAAGCUGUCUUGAAAGAUACCCCUGUGCCAGUCAAGCUUGAGACUGGAAUCACGGUUAUGAAGAUUGGACAGGGUCUUCAGCAUGCUCUGCUGACUGGGGAGGUUGUUCGCUUCGACGAGAGUGGAGAGAGGCUGAAAUAG